CAGUGCCAGCUGUCAGUGCUAAACAGUGCCACGUGCCAGUGCCCAUCAGUGCCGCCUAUCAGUGCUGCCCAAUCAGUGCCGCCUAUCAGUGCCAGUCAGUUCCUGCCUAUAAGUGUGCAUCAGUGCCGCCUGUCAGUGUCCAUCAGUGCCACCUAUCAGUUCCAGUCAGUGCCACCUAACAGUGCCAGUUAGUGCCACACAGCAGUGCCAGUCAGUGCUGCCUAUCAAAGCCAUAUAUCAGUGCUGCCUUUCAGUGCCCAUCAGUGAUG
Staurois parvus is the source of this 269-nucleotide messenger RNA. The record is from the annotation of a GenBank genome assembly. Lineage: Eukaryota; Metazoa; Chordata; Amphibia; Anura; Ranidae.